Molecule: messenger RNA, 2603 nt
Organism: Grus americana (Whooping crane)
Lineage: Eukaryota; Metazoa; Chordata; Aves; Gruiformes; Gruidae
Exons: 2
Coding region: 965-1837 (290 amino acids)
Source: RefSeq, a predicted model, not a curated record
ACUCAAAUCCAAGUGACACGUGCUGCAGCUGAACCAAAACCCCAACCCGUGCUGGUAUCAGUCACCCCUAUAUAUAAGAACAAAUACACAAAAAAAAUCAGUUCCCUUAGUAGGGGAUGACGAUGAACCAGGACCAUCACAAGAACAGGAGGAGGAGGCAGAGCCAGAGGUAAUCACCCGAUCCCUGUCCCUGAGUGAGCUGCGAGACGUGAAAAACGAGAUCAGCCGCCGUCCAGGCGAGCACAUUGUCAUCUGGCUGCUCCGAUGCUGGGAUAACGGGGCCAGUAGCCUGGAAUUAGAGGGCAGGGAAGCCAAGCAGCUGGGAUCCCUGUCCAGGGAAGGGGACAUUGACAAGGGCGAUUGGGAAAAAAGACACAAGCCCUCAGCCUCUGGAGGCGACUUCUGUCAGGCGUAAGGGAAAGGUAUCCCUUCAGCGAAGAUGUUGGAUGUCAUCCAGGCAAGCGGACCACCACAGAGAGAGGUAUCCAGUACUCGAGGGAAUUAGCCAUGCGGGAGAUGGUUUAUUAUGACCCGGACAACAUGCAGUUACCCACAGGUCCAGAUGAGGUCCAAUGUACCCGACCCAUGGGUGGAAGUUUGUAUGGAGUGCACCACUGUUGCAACUCAAAGAGGAUAUGUGCUGUUCCCUUGUACGGACCAGUAUCUCAGCUAUUAGGAGUAAGUGUUCCUCUGCUCAAGAGAGAGGAUACAGUGGGUACACACCACAAGCCACCUUGUGGUUUACCUGCAUGACCAUGGAGAGGACAUGAGGAAGUGGGAUGGAGAACCUACCGUGACCAUAUGGGUACGUGAGUUGCAAGGCAAAACAAUUUUAAAUGGGGUUCUUCCCGGAAAAUUGCUGAUCCAGUCUCCAGCGGGCAGUUCCCUAGACAGAGUGGAAGGUCUGAUCAUACUUAUAAUCCUCUUGAAGGGACUGCUAAGUCAUUUUUGCAAGAAGUGAGUAAUGAACACAAUGACCAAGAUUAGAGACAACCAGGUCUACUGGACUGUGUGGAUUCGAUGGCCUGGCACGUCAGAUCCACAGGAGUAUAAGGCUCUAGUGGACACCGCUGCACAGUGUACCCUAACGCCAUCCAGCCAUGAAGGGGCAGAACCCACCUGUAUUUCUGGAGCGACAGGGGGAUCCCAACAGCUGACUGUACUGCUGGAGGCCAAAGUGAGUCUAACCGGGAAUGAGUGGCAAAAGCCCCGCAUUGUGACUGGCCCAGAGGCUCCAUGCAUCCCGGGCACAGACUGCCUCCAGAGAGGGUAUUUCAGGGACCCAAAAGGGUACCGGUGGGCUCUUGGCAUAGCUGCCUUGGAGACAGAGGAAACUGAACAGCUGUCUACCUUGCCCAGUCUCUCAGAGGACCCUUCUGCAGAAGUUGUUUCUGAGAAAGGGAAGACAAUAGUCCAAAUCCUUCUGAAAGCAGGUUUUGCCAUAAAUCUAAGUAAGGUCAAGGGACCUGCACAGGAGAUUCAGUUUUUAGGAAAAAAAAGGCAAGAUUGGUGUCGACAGAUCCCAGUGGAUGUGAUCAAUAAAAUAGCAGCCAUGUCUCCGCCGACUCGCAAAAAGGAAACACAAGCUUUCUUGGGUGUUGUUGGAUUCUGGAGGAUGCGUGUCUCCAAUUACAGUCUGAUUGUAAGCCCUCUCUAUCAGGUGACCUGGAAGCAGAACGAUUUCAAACAGGGCCCUGAGCAACGACAAGCCUUUGAACAAAUUAAACAGGAAAUAGUCCAUGCAGUGGCCCUUGGGCCAGUCCGGGCAGGAGCAGAUGUAAAGAACGUGCUCUACACUGUAGCCGGGGAGAAUGGCCCUAGCUGGAGUCCCUGGUAGAAAGUACCAGGGAAGACUUGAGGUCGAGAAUACUGAGGAUCCAAGGCCGCUACGCUCCAACUGAAAAAGAGAUAUUGGCAGCAUGUGAAGGGGUUCGAGCUGCUUUGGAAGUGAUUGGUGCUGAAGCACAGCUCCUCCUGGCACCCCAACUGCCGGUGCUGGGCUGAAGGUUCAAAGGGGGAGGGUCCCCUCUACACACCACGCAAUGGAUGCUACGUGGAGUAAGCGUGUCGCGCUGAUCACGCAGCGGGCUCCAGUAGGAAACCCCGGUCACCCGGGAAUCUUGGAAGUGAUCACGGACUGGCCAGAAGGCAAAGAUUUCGGAAUGAUGCCAGAGGAGGAGGUGACACCUGCUGAAGAGGCCCCACCAUGUAAGAAACUGCCAGACAAUGAGAAGCCAUAUGCCCCGUUCACUGACGGGUCCUGUCGCAUCGUGGGAAAGCAUCAGAGGUGGAAGGCUGCCCUAUGGAGUCCUGCAUGACGAGUCGCAGAAGCUGCUGAAGGAGAAGGUGAAUCGAGCCAGUCUGCAGAGGUGAAAGCCAUCCAGCUUUAGACAUUGCUGAAGGAGAAAAGUGGCCGAUGCUCUGUCUCUGGACUGACAGAGAUGGACGGUGGCCAAUGUCCUGUGGGGUGGUUACAGCAAUGGCAGCAGAGCAACUGGCAGCGCAGAGGCAAACCCAUCUGGGCUGCCCCACUGUGGCAAGAUACUGCUGCCCGGCUAGAGAAGCUGGUUGUAAAAGGACGUCACGUAGGUGCCCACGUACCC